Molecule: messenger RNA, 1365 nt
Organism: Pochonia chlamydosporia 170
Lineage: Eukaryota; Fungi; Ascomycota; Sordariomycetes; Hypocreales; Clavicipitaceae
Product: tRNA-guanine transglycosylase family protein
Exons: 2
Coding region: 1-1365 (454 amino acids)
Molecular function (GO): tRNA-guanosine(34) queuine transglycosylase activity
Source: RefSeq, a predicted model, not a curated record
AUGAGUGAAACUCACCACAUCGACUCAGACAUGCCUGCGCGAAAGGUCUUCGAACUCCUUGGCGCCGUGGUUGCAGACGGUUGUGCAGCUCGACUCGGACGACUAUCCAUACCAGGUAGAAAGACGAUUGACACCCCAAACUACACUGCUGUCACUUCUCGAGGCGCCAUACCUCAUCUCACUCCCGACAAUGUCACCCGUCAUACAAACUUAGGCGCAGCCUACAUGGCACUGGAAGAUUUUGUCGAGCGUAAAGAACCCCCAAUCUACAAUACCCCUGAGCACAACACACUCCGCCGUUUACACAAUUUCACUGCCCUGUCACCAGACAGAACCACCAUCUUGGGCGCAAGAAGAUGUCCCGCCGUCGUAACUCCCAUGGGGAACGGCGCAAAAGCCGUCACGCUCUUCACCUCAACUGGCUUCGCAAGCGUCAACGUAUCCCAAUAUGUCGCCGCAGUCACGAGCCUCCAACCAGAUAUCGUUGUUCCGCUGGCAGAUUCACUCCACACAAGCACGACCCCAGCGUCCAAGAAACUCAUCAAAAUGGUGGAGCGGACGGAGGAAUGGGUUGACGACUUUCUGCGGCAGUUUGAAAGCAGAAAACACCUGGACGAACUUGGCAUUUCUGUCUUUGCACCCGUCCUUCCAGUCGAAUUGCCAAUUCAGUGGGAUUACCUGAGACACCUCGCAGAAGAUAUCACCGAUGAUCUGUCAGGCUUGGCCGUGUACGACGUCAAUAUUCUGCCAGAACUCAAACCAUACAAACCCCUCGCCGGACUGCCGAAGAUUUCUUUUGACCAACCCAGGUCACCGCACGAGGUUUUACGCCAAAUAUCUCUUGGGGUGGAUAUCUGCGCAGUCCCAUUUGUGAAUAGCGUCUCUGAUGCUGGAGUAGCACUCACAUUUAGCUUCCCGGCCCCAGAGUUUCAAACACCAGAGCCGAUGGGCAUCAACAUGUGGUCUGAGGAGCACAGCGUCGCAGUGGUACCGCUCCAAGAAGGAUGCGAGUGCUACGCCUGUACUCACCACCACAGAGCGUAUCUGCGGCAUCUACUCAAUGCGAAGGAGAUGUUGGGGUGGAAUUUGCUGCAGAUUCAUAAUCAUCAUGUCAUUGAUGUAUUUUUCCAAGGUAUUCGAGCAGAAUUGAAGAAGGGAUUGGAUAACUUUGAAGAACAGAGAAAGAAGUUUUUGGCAGCAUAUGAGCCUGAGUUGCCAGAGGGCACGGGUGAACGGCCGAGAGCACGUGGAUAUCAUUUUAAGAGCGAGGCCGGGCAGGAGAAGAUGAAUAAAUCUACUUGGAUAGAUAUGGACCGUAAGCCAAAUGGGCAGGCUGUAGAGAGUAUGGAGGUAGAGAGCAUAUAG